This is a messenger RNA of Styela clava, 1007 nucleotides long. Its product is annotated as ATP synthase mitochondrial F1 complex assembly factor 1-like. NCBI's taxonomy places the organism in Eukaryota, Metazoa, Chordata, Ascidiacea, Stolidobranchia, Styelidae. The record is from RefSeq and is a predicted model, not a curated record. Gene Ontology annotation, biological process: mitochondrial proton-transporting ATP synthase complex assembly. Gene Ontology annotation, cellular component: mitochondrion.
UCAGUUUCCUAGAAAUGGAAGGUUAACGUGAAAUGAGCGAUUUGCGAGAAUCAUUUCUUAAUCAUCGCAUAUUUUUGAAUAACAUGAACUUGGCAAGGAAUUCAAGACAACUAUUUCCAUUAAUAUUGGGUAACUCAAGAACAGCAUUUGCCGCUGCACAGUCAAAAUCCAUUGCAAUGUCAGUCACAAAGUUCUCUAAAGAAGAAUUGGACAUUAAAUUGGAUAAAAAUCCUUAUUAUGAAAAAUAUGCAGAGAAAAUAAAGAAGUUGAAAGAGACAAAUCCUGAAGAAUAUCGCAAAAAACUUGAUGCAAUCAAAAAACUUUCAUCAAAACCAUCAUGGAGUGAAAACAAAACUAAUGACACUAAACAGAGAACAUCGGAAUCUGCAGAUUCAAGUAGUGUUGAUCCAAAGAGGAAGGGCCUUGAUGCGAUAAUGAAACUGGAACUCUUGGAAUACAAAUCGGCUUCAGAAAUCACAGAAUUAUGGAAAAAUUAUUAUAAAGAUCGAGAUGCUGUAUUUGCUGUUAUACAAAGUAAUACAUAUCAGACUCUCCAUUCGAGAAGACAGGAAAACCCAGUUUUCAUUUACCCACUGCCAAGAAAAGAUGGUUAUGAAAUGUUCUUGGGUCAAGUUACUGGCAAUGAUUGCCACUUUACGACACUAAUACAAUAUCAAAAAUAUGGAGAAAAUGCUCCUGCACAAUUGGUUAUCAAUCAUUACACUGAAUUUAAGGAAAGCAAAGGAAUCGUUCUUAUGUCCGGAGUUCCAAUGAAUGAAGGAAUUUCAAUAACAGAUGCUCAAUUGCUCAGUUAUCAAAUGCAAUAUUUCUACAAUGAGGAUAAUUAUCAGAUUGUCAAGGACUUUAAUAAAUCACCCAAUUCUUUUGAUUAUAACAGAAUAAUUGAAUGUGUAAGCGGCUCUUUAUUAGCGCAGCAAAACAAAUCAAGAAAUAAAUGAUUAUUUUUGUUUUUCAUUGUUUAAAAUAAAAUAUUGUUAUAGAUGUGA